AUGGACGGGGUGCUGGCGAAAGACCCUGAUACCGACCGAAAGAGUACGACCUACGUCAAAUGUGCCAAAAAUGAGAAUCUCUUCACGGCGGACAGCGAUUCUGGCUUAUUAGUGACGGUCGGCGACAAGGCCGAUGACAUAUCGACCGACCAUCGGUUGCCUCUGGCGACCUCCCUCAAGAUCAAGGACAAGAGAAAAGGGACAGGAAAUCGAUCAAAAGCCGGCUGA
Messenger RNA from Soboliphyme baturini, 228 nucleotides. Lineage: Eukaryota; Metazoa; Nematoda; Enoplea; Dioctophymatida; Soboliphymatidae. The record is from the annotation of a GenBank genome assembly.